AUAUUACGAAACUAUUUCGUUCUUUGUCACCACGUGUCUAUGGUCAAGUAUAUAUUUAUAUGAAUCAAUUUAUCUAAAAAUAUCUGAACGAGUAGUGAAACGUAUAUCAUUAAGGGCAUCGAAAAACAUAUGAAAAUGGAUUUUUCUCAAUAUCGAAAAAUUCUAAUUUAUAUUUUGACUUUUUUGGCUUAUGCGUGGUCAGGUUAUGGAGCUGGUUUAUUAUCGAAUUUAAAAGAUGCUGUAUUAGCAGCAGAAACGAUAUUUCAAGAUUUAUUCCAAAAUGCGAUUACUGUUGCUAGAAAAAUCAGAGAUAUCCAUGAAGUAUUUGAUGCAGCAAUAGAAGAAAAUUGUAUCUUUCAAUGUCCAGGAGGUAUGACACCGAAACCAGAUUGGAAUCAUAAACCGCAAAGUAAUGGAUGUGGUUCUCUAGGAAUCGAAAUAAACCAAGAAUAUCUACCGCUUACAGAAAUGACGAAAUGUUGUGAUGCGCAUGACAUUUGUUACGAUUCUUGUAAUUCGGAUAAGGAAAAAUGUGAUUUGGAAUUUAAGAGAUGUCUAUAUAAAUAUUGCGAUGGAUAUCAAUCGUCUGCAAUAAUAAAUACAUGCAAAGCUGCAGCAAAAAUGCUUUUCACUGGUACAACUGCUUUGGGAUGUAAGAGUUAUAUAGAUGCACAAAAAGAAGCUUGCUAUUGUGGAGAGAAAUGGAAUAAGAAUAAGAAACCGAAAAAGGCUGCUCAAGCAGGUGGAGAAUUGUGAAAAAAUGGCGUAAUGUGCCAAUUAAAUGAAACGUAUUAUACGUUUCGUUUAUGAAUCUUUAGUAAAAUAAUUAUUAUGAUUUUGUAUUUAUUUUUAUAUUAUAUAUGUGACAAAUAUUAAUUUAUCGA
Apis laboriosa (Himalayan honeybee) is the source of this 884-nucleotide messenger RNA. RefSeq names its product group XIIA secretory phospholipase A2 (gene GXIVsPLA2). Gene Ontology annotation, biological process: lipid catabolic process; arachidonate secretion; phospholipid metabolic process. Gene Ontology annotation, cellular component: extracellular region. Lineage: Eukaryota; Metazoa; Arthropoda; Insecta; Hymenoptera; Apidae. Gene Ontology annotation, molecular function: A2-type glycerophospholipase activity; calcium ion binding. The transcript is spliced from 3 exons. The record is from RefSeq and is a predicted model, not a curated record. Bases 130 to 756 code for a protein of 208 amino acids.